Molecule: messenger RNA, 1787 nt
Organism: Cynara cardunculus var. scolymus (artichoke)
Lineage: Eukaryota; Viridiplantae; Streptophyta; Magnoliopsida; Asterales; Asteraceae
Product: eukaryotic peptide chain release factor subunit 1-3-like
Exons: 3
Coding region: 96-1406 (436 amino acids)
Biological process (GO): cytoplasmic translational termination
Cellular component (GO): cytosol; translation release factor complex
Molecular function (GO): sequence-specific mRNA binding; translation release factor activity, codon specific
Source: RefSeq, a predicted model, not a curated record
GUUAGGGUUUCUACCACAUACAGAGCUGACCCCAGUCCAAGCUGCCGCAGACCAUCUUCUUGAUCAUCUCCUCCUCUUCAUAGAAAUUAUCUACAAUGUCGGACGGUCAAGAAACUGAUAAGAAUAUAGAGAUAUGGAAGAUUAAGAAGCUAAUCAAGGCAUUGGAAGCUGCAAGAGGCAAUGGUACAAGCAUGAUUUCUCUUAUUAUGCCUCCACGGGAUCAAAUUUCUCGAGUCACCAAGAUGCUUGGCGAUGAAUUUGGAACUGCUUCAAAUAUUAAGAGCAGGGUGAAUCGCCAGUCUGUUUUAGGUGCUAUAACAUCCGCCCAGCAGAGACUCAAGCUAUACAACAAGGUUCCUCCAAAUGGGCUUGUGCUUUAUACUGGAACCAUAGUCACCGAUGACGGAAAGGAGAAAAAGGUUACAAUUGACUUUGAACCCUUCAAGCCAAUUAAUGCUUCUCUUUACCUAUGUGACAACAAGUUUCAUACCGAAGCUCUUAAUGAACUUUUGGAAUCUGACGAUAAGUUCGGUUUCAUUGUUAUGGACGGUAAUGGAACCCUUUUUGGGACAUUGAGUGGCAACACGAGGGAGGUGCUACACAAAUUCACGGUUGAUUUGCCGAAGAAGCACGGACGAGGAGGGCAGUCAGCCCUGCGAUUUGCACGUCUUCGAAUGGAAAAGCGUCACAAUUAUGUGAGGAAGACAGCUGAACUUGCAACACAGUUUUAUAUCAAUCCUGCCACUAGUCAGCCGAAUGUUUCUGGACUUAUACUUGCUGGAUCUGCUGAUUUUAAGACUGAGCUGAGCCAAUCUGAUAUGUUUGAUCCUCGUCUUCAGGCUAAAAUUUUGAAUGUGGUUGAUGUUUCCUAUGGAGGUGAGAAUGGUUUCAAUCAGGCUAUUGAACUGUCCUCCGAAAUCCUUGCCAAUGUGAAGUUUAUACAAGAAAAGCGUUUGAUUGGCAAGUAUUUCGAGGAGAUCAGUCAGGAUACUGGUAAGUAUGUAUUUGGUGUGGAUGACACUUUGAAAGCCUUGGAGAUGGGUGCUGUUGAGAUUCUCAUUGUGUGGGAAAAUCUGGACAUCAAUCGAUAUGUGCUUAAAAAUAGCACUACAAGUGAAAUCACCAUAGCUCACUUUAACAAGGACCAGGAGGCUGAUCAGAGUAACUUCCGAGACUCUGCCACUAAUGCUGAGUUGGAAGUUCAGGAAAAGACGUCGUUGCUCGAGUGGUUUGCUAACGAGUACAAGAAAUUUGGAUGCACGCUCGAGUUUGUGACGAACAAAUCUCAAGAGGGAUCGCAGUUUUGUAGGGGUUUUGGUGGCAUUGGUGGGAUACUUCGCUACCAGCUUGACAUUCGAUCAUUUGAUGAUCUUUCUGAUGAUGGGGAAAAUUAUGAAUCAGAAUAGCAAUCAACCACUUGUUACAUGCCGGUGCAGGGGAAUGGGGCCGAGAGCCAGCACCGGGGCACUUUUUAAGCAUCUUAUCGACCUCCGUGUUCAAGGAAAUCUCACAAAGUUGGAAUAAGUUGCGUGGACAUUCCCCUGGAACUUGAAGCGGUUGCACAAGAGCAAUUUCAACAUGUUUUUAACCGUAUACGCUUGUUGCUUGAUUGUGGAUUGGAUUUUUCGCGACAUAGUUUGAUAUUGACUCGUAGAUUUGUAAGAACCUUCUUUACUUUUUGUUGCUUUCAAUAUCCGUGGCUUGAGAACUUGCUCAGCAAAUGCUUGAAUCUUGAGGUGAGAUUAUAUGGAUAGACCAAAAUUUCAAGAACGCUUUCAUUUUGGUUG